UGAAACCAAAGCAACAGUCCGAGCAGCUUUCAGAAUGACAGUCUGCAGAAGUGAGCUGAGCGUGUGCGCUGUACGGGGCUCUCCUGCCUUGUGGGCUCCUUCGUAGCUCUGUGGCUGAACUGGGUGCUCACCACGGGAACUGCUGGGCUAUGGAAUACAGAUGUGGCACCUCAGGUAGCCCCACGUUGCCUGGAGGAAUACAUCAAGCUUUCUGAUAAGAAGAAAUUGUAGAAGCCAGUUCUGUAACCCCCCCCCCCCCAAGAGAGAAAAAAAAAAAAACUGUAAAGAUGCAAAAACGUAAUAUCCAUGAAGAUCCUAUUACCUAGGAAGAUUUUGAUGUUUUGCUGCGAAUGCGGUGUUGGGAUUUAUUUGUUCUUGGAGUGUUCUGCGUGGCUGGCAAAGAAUUAUGUUCCAAAAUCGGUCCAUCUCCCAAGGGGUCCAAUUUUUCUUCCUGGGUGUCAGCGAGCCCUGACUCACUACAGUGCAGCUGACAGGGGCUGUCAUGCAAGUGGCCCCCUAAGCCAAAGCAAAGGACCUAAGGACGACCUUUGAACAAUACAAAGGAUGGGUUUCAAUGUAAUUAGGCUACUGAGCGGAUCAGCUGUAGCACUGGUUAUAGCCCCCACUGUCUUACUGACAAUGCUUUCUUCUGCUGAACGAGGAUGCCCUAAGGGCUGUAGGUGUGAAGGCAAAAUGGUAUAUUGUGAAUCUCAGAAAUUACAGGAGAUACCCUCAAGUAUAUCUGCUGGUUGCUUAGGUUUGUCCCUUCGAUAUAACAGCCUUCAAAAACUUAAGUAUAAUCAAUUUAAAGGGCUUAACCAGCUCACCUGGCUAUACCUUGACCAUAACCAUAUCAGCAAUAUUGACGAGAAUGCUUUUAAUGGAAUACGCAGACUCAAAGAGUUGAUUCUGAGUUCCAACAGAAUCUCCUAUUUUCUUAACAAUACCUUCAGACCUGUGACCAAUUUACGGAACUUGGAUCUGUCCUAUAAUCAGCUGCAUUCUCUGGGAUCUGAACAGUUUCGAGGCUUGCGGAAGCUGCUCAGUUUACACUUACGGUCUAACUCCCUGAGAACCAUUCCUGUGCGAAUAUUCCAAGACUGCCGCAACCUGGAACUUUUGGACCUGGGAUAUAACAGGAUCCGAAGUUUAGCCAGAAAUGUCUUUGCUGGCAUGAUCAGACUCAAAGAACUUCACCUGGAGCACAAUCAAUUUUCCAAGCUCAACCUGGCCCUUUUCCCAAGGUUGGUGAGCCUUCAGAACCUUUAUUUGCAGUGGAAUAAAAUCAGUGUCAUAGGACAGACCAUGUCCUGGACCUGGAGCUCAUUACAAAGGCUUGAUCUGUCAGGCAAUGAGAUCGAAGCUUUCAGUGGACCUAGUGUUUUCCAGUGUGUCCCAAAUCUGCAGCGCCUCAAUCUGGAUUCCAACAAGCUCACAUUUAUUGGUCAAGAGAUUUUGGAUUCUUGGAUAUCACUCAAUGACAUCAGUCUUGCCGGGAAUAUAUGGGAAUGCAGCAGAAAUAUUUGUUCCCUGGUAAAUUGGCUGAAAAGUUUUAAAGGUCUGAGGGAGAAUACAAUAAUCUGUGCCAGUCCCAAAGAGCUGCAAGGAGUAAACGUGAUCGAUGCAGUGAAGAACUACAGCAUCUGUGGCAAAAGCACCACGGAGAGGUUUGAUCUGGCCAGGGCUCUCCCCAAACCAACGUUUAAGCCCAAGCUCCCCAGACCAAAGCAUGAGAGCAAGCCCCCUCUGCCCCCCACGGUGGGAGCGACAGAGCCAGGCCCAGAGACCGAUGCUGACACGGAGCACAUCUCUUUCCAUAAAAUCAUCGCAGGGAGCGUGGCCCUUUUCCUGUCCGUGCUCGUCAUCCUGCUUGUUAUCUACGUGUCAUGGAAGCGGUACCCUGCAAGCAUGAAACAGCUGCAGCAGCGCUCCCUCAUGCGAAGGCACAGGAAAAAGAAAAGGCAGUCACUAAAGCAAAUGACUCCCAGCACCCAGGAAUUUUAUGUAGAUUAUAAACCCACCAACACGGAAACCAGCGAGAUGCUGCUGAACGGGACAGGACCCUGCACCUAUAACAAAUCAGGCUCCAGGGAGUGUGAGAUACCUUUAUCUAUGAAUGUGUCAACCUUUCUGGCAUACGACCAGCCCACAAUAAGUUAUUGUGGGGUGCAUCAUGAGCUUCUCUCUCAUAAAUCCUUUGAAACGAAUGCACAGGAAGAUACGAUGGAAACACACCUAGAGACUGAGCUGGACCUGAGCACAAUCACAACAGCUGGCCGAAUCAGUGACCAUAAACAGCCACUGGCUUAACUGAGCUGACUGGUGGCCAAGGGUUGCUACCAAACUUUGUAACCUCAAGGACAAAAUGAGGAAGAUCUGUUCAUUGUGACUCUGAAAAACAAAACAAAACAAAAAUCCCCUGUUCAAAUAAAACAAAAAUCAAGAUUGAUUCAUGAAAUAAAGAAGACAUGAAUUGUUUCAAGUCUACACUUUGUAAUUAGCUAAGUUGUGCAGUAUUUUUUUGACUUAAAGAGUAUGACCCUGAAAAAAAAAAAGAAUCGAUUUUUCAAAACUCAUCCUACCUACGUGUAAAAACUGUACAGAGCUAAUGUAUUUUUCAUAUUGUAAAGUUUCAAUUAUAGAAACAACUGGUAUGUACAGUACCAUAAUUUAAUUACAUUUUACUUUACAAACUUUACACAUUUCAGUUUCUAAAAUUUUAAAUUAACAAAAAUUAUUUCUUGUGUUAUUCAAAGUUACUCAGUUUUGUAGGGACUGUUUUGUUACUGCUUUUGUGCCCAGAAACCUUGACUCUAAAAUUCUGUGCUGUGCAAAAUAUGCACGAUUUUUAUCAUGCUUACUGCGUAGAAUUUUAUCUACUUGUUCCAGAAAUAAUACAUUAACCAAAAAGGAUUUAAUUGUUCAGACUUGUAAGAGGUUCUUCAAUUACAUAGACAGGUUUUUCUUAUAAAUGAAAAAAAAAAAUCAAAAGAUUUUUUUAACAGUUCUUCUCAGAUUUAACUGUUGCCUUGAAUUACAGCCUAGUUUCUAAGCAGUGAAAUGUAAUGAUAAAGAGGGAUAUUUUAACAACAUAUUUCCGAAUGAAUGACUCAUUAUUUCAUUCUUUUGAGUAACCAUUGUUAAGGGUUGGGGGGAGAAGUAUGGACAAGACAUCACUGGGAAACAAAGGCCGUAACCACAGCAACAGACUUUGAUACACUUAAAAGGUGCAGCUGCCAGUGACAAAGAAAAACUUUUGUUACAUCUCAUUAUUUUCAGGCCAAGGUGGGAGGAAUAGAGCAUAAUAACUGUACAGUAGCAAUUUUUCUUCUAAUUAACCCAAAGCGGUUUACCUAAAAAUAACCAUCAAGUCAGUGCAAAAUGUGCCUGGUUCUUAAGACAACUUUUCAUUUAGAACUCUGAGACUAUUUUGGGAACUUCUCAAAGGAAAAAUAUGAAAUUUUUGUCAUUGUGUGCUACAUCCACUGCUCCUGAGGGACAACUUUAAACAUCUAUAAUUCAUUCAAUAUAGAAGUGAGCCAUGGUGGAGAAAUGUAUCACUCAAUUAGAUUAUAAACAUCCAUAUUAUGUUCCAAAUUGUUUACAUUGUCCUCCAUAAUGGAAUUCACCUCCAAAUUAUCUGAAAAAUAACUGGGAGUAAUUGAAUAUCAACCCAGGUCCUAUAUUGAUUAUGCAACUGUGUUAUAAAUACAAAUCAAAUUAAGAAAACCUGACAUUUCAGAGGCUGGAAUGAUCAACUUGUUUCUGUUGUUUACCUGACACGGAUUAUUGUUUGACAACAUUGUUACUAUGAAAAUCACACAUUCUUUUUGGUGUUUGAGUAUUUUUUAAAAAAAUAUAAAACUGCAAGUUUCAAUUACUGUUGCACUAGAACAAAUGCUUUUUUAUAUUGUAAUUUUAUAUUUAUGAUGUCAAAAAUAGAUUGAAUAUAUGUCAGUGUAACAGGGGUCAAAUACAAUCAAAGCAACAAAGAAAAUAAUUAGAAGCAUCAAUGUCAAAUUUAAUUUUUUAUCUUUUCCAAAGAAAUCAUAUCUACAAAAUCUAGUUUUAUGCAGGUUAUCACAACAAAUUGAAGAGCAACUUCAAGAAAAAUAAACUUAAAAUUGUAGCGCAAAAUUUUUUUUGCAAAUACACAAAAUCAAAGAAAAAAGGGAUGUAAAGGUUUGAAGAAAUAAACUAUUAAUUUAAAUGUAACUAAAUGUGAAACCCCUGAUAUUUAGCAUAUCAGAUUUUGUAAUAUAUUUUGCAUAAAUUAUUUGUUAAUCAAAAUUUUGUCAUUCUAAGCCCAAAUUAAGCUUUAUUUUUUUCCAAUAUCUAACUUCCUUACAUUGUAUUGUUUUGAGCAUUCUUAAUCCCCUAUGCUGAGACUUGGCUUUGCACAAAAUUUAUAGAGGGCUACAAAUCUCUUAUUUGUGGGACUGAAAUCAAAUGCAAAAUUUUAUUUAUUAUGUAAAUCAAAAUGUCAUCUGCCAAGUUGUUCAUUAGAAGUUGUCCUUGCAAAGAUCCAAAAGAAAGAAUUAGUUUGUGUAAAUAAGCACUUCAAGUCUAUUUUCAGACAGUUUCAAAUUGAUAAAUGACUUAGAAAUUUUAAGGUUCCAAGGAGCCUUACAAAUGUAUGCUUUUAUUUCCUGAAACAAACCAUUUUCUUAAACAUUUAAUUUCACCUAAAGUAAGCAACUAUAAAUAAAUCAAUUUGGGAUGACAGCUCUGAGCAUCCAAGUUCCUAAGCUACAGUUAAAGGCAAAUAACUAAAAUUUUAAGACUUCUCAUAUUUGAAAUUAAAAGGGUCUUUAAAAAGAAAAGAAAAAAAAAGAUGUUGGGUUAUUUGCUUCAUGUUUAUUGUGCCAUGGAAGAGGGAGGGGGGAAUGGUAAACACCUGCUAGAAUAGAUGGUGUCUGGAAUCUUUAUCCCUUUGCAAUUGUGUUAGUUUCUGUCUAAAAUUUUAAUUCUAAACUAUCUUUUUCACCAUUUGAUAAUUUCCCAUUUCCUCCAAGUACCUGCCCUUCCCAUUGAUGUCUCCAUUCCUAUCUAUUGCUCAAUCAUUUAAAUAACUAAAAUCUGUUUACCUGUGUUUGGAGUUGAAAAAUGGAGAGUUUGACCCAGUGUGAUUACAAAAACAGCAACAGCUGCAGUAAACAAUAAAGUUUUGCUGUGUUUUGAGGUUUCCAAACCACACAAACCUUCUCAUUUUGUCUUCAUAUCAACCCUAUGAAGACACAUUAAUCUCAAAGAAAUUGAGUCCUCACCCAUGAACACUGGGCUAAUCACUGAUGUACUUUAACCAUUCUCAAACUUCACAGGCUAUUAGUCUUUCAUUAAACUGAAAGCUUUCUCUCUCUGAUUAGUGCUGACAACAUCCAAGAUAGUGAAUAGAAUAAAAGAAAAAAAAAGUUUGACAUGUUGUUUAAUAAUCUCUACUUUAACUCAGUUCCUUCAGUUUGUAUAAUACAUGAGCUAAAUGAACUCUUUCUGGUCUCUCACGCUAAAAUUCUAUAGCAAGUCACAUAUCUCAAUAUAUAAGAUCAUUUAUAAAUAUGUAGAACAGUGACUCCCAAAUGUGGAUGUAGGUAGUCCCCAAGGUGCAGACAAAAAUUCAAGAAGCACAGGGAGAGAAACUAAAAACCGUCUAAAUUGAGAUUGUGUGGGUAGAUGUAAAAAAGAUCCAUAACACAAGGUUGAACACAUACACAUGUUGAACACACGUUCAACUAAACACGUGUUUGAUUCAGAGUUGAUAGGGAAGACUGUAUGUUUUUUCUUCUUUUGUUUUGGCAAGAUUCUUUUUGAAACAAAAUUUUAAAAAACUGUCAUAAUAGAAAACAAAUUUCUCUAUUUUCUUUCCAAUACAAAUGAAAUAUAACUUAUCCAAACUAAUGCAUAGAUGCUAAAACCUGUGUUAACAUGCAAAUAUUUUACUAAUCUUUUCAUUUUUGUCAAGUCUCUAUUCCUACUCCCUCUUUCAAGUUCUAGAAAAACAUACUAAUUUUUAACAUAAAUUAUAUUUUUGGAAGCAAAGAAAACUAUUCCAAAUUUAACACUCAAGACAAAUGACAUAACCCAAUUUGAACUCAGAUCUGAUUACAUAAACUGCUUAGAAACAGUAAAAUCUUUUUACAAAAAUACUUUCUAAAAUAAAACCUCUAUUUAUAAAAGUAAAAAUACAUUUGUUUUCAAAUGCUCCUGACUGGAAGACAAUAUUAUCUCUUAAAGUAAAGAUUCAAAAUAAAUAAAGAAACAGAAAGCAUGAAAACAGAUACCUGGUGUGAACUGUGAGAAAGCUGGUAGAAAGAAAAUCAGAUAUUAUGAGUAAAUGACAGCAAGUUAAGGGAGAGAUAAUAGAACUGGCAGAAAUUUGGUCUCAGAGAGAAAUUGAGAAAUCUCCAAAGCAGAUAUAAUAAUAUAGUUCUUAACAGUUUAUCAUAGGGGUAGUAGUUUAACAAUCUCUUAAUGUGUUAAAAAAAAAUCUCAAGAUCCUGAUGAGUUUGUUUUGUAGCAAAAAAUCAGAGGAUGAAUUGGUCUUGUAGCAAAAACUUCUUCUACCCCAUUUACCUCCUCAACUUGCCAUAGCUGUCCCUAAAAAGAGAGUAGCCAAGGAACAAUACUUUCAAAAUUCUGAUUUAACUACAAUCAGUAAUGACAAUCAGUAAUGGUGCUUCAUUUUACUGCAAUGGAGAAGAAACUUGAAAUUUUAAAAACAAAUACCAGAGUAGUGAUGGGUCAUUUUUAAAGGUUUUCCAUGGCAAACCAUUAGAUUUUAUUAUAAGAUAGAAGUAGACUUAUAUUUACUGAAUUCAUCUGGAUUAAUGGAGAAAAUAGUUUUAAGACAACAUGGAUAAAGCAAACGGGUGUUUCCCCCCCCCCAUUUAUUUGUUUAAGCUUUUAUCAUCCAUCAUAUCCUUGAAGUUAUUAUUAAGAGGUUGAGAUUACCUUAAGUGCCAUGAAAAAAUACUAGAUUUACUGAAUUAGAAUCUCUGAGAUAAUACCCCAAAUAUGAAUUGCUAACACAUUACUCAGGUGAUACCAAUGCAUGCUAAGUUUAUAAUAAUAUUGCUUAAAUAAGGAUUUACUUUUCCAAACCAAGUCAUUCUAGUGCUUUUUGUCCUAACAUGAAAGAAUUAAUCCUUGUUCCUUUACUAUACCAAUGUGAAUAUGGGGUUCUAAGCCUAGCUGAACAUUUUUCUUGACUAGAGGACUACAAAACAAAGGAAAACUAUACAUACAAUGCCCAGGUUAUUUUCUGACAAACUGUUGUUUAAAGAUUGUGCUCCCCAGUAACUCCUUGAACAAUCGUAUUUGAAAACAGCCUUCAAAUAGGCAAGUUACUUCCUUGGAUAGUCAUAGAACAGCCUAAGAGCUGGAGGAGACAGGAAAGAAUUAAGCUAUGAUGUCAGGCACUUUGCUUUCCUCAUCUCAUUUUUAACCCAUCUUAGUAAAGUGGUAUAAUCAUCACUUCAAAGAAGAGGAAAAUAAGAAUCAUGGUUGUAAGCAACUUACCAAUGUUCAUAAAGUGGAAUUGAGGAUUCAAAUCCAGAUUUACCAGAUGCUAAAGGUAUAUUAUUACCACCCCACAGCACAUUUUCAAAAGUGAGAAAAGAUCAUAAUCAAUAUAACUCAGCUCAUGGUUUUAAUGGAGGGAGUGGAGACAGGAGAAAAAGAAUAUGCAUUCAUAUUUAUAAAUGGAAAAAUUACAAAAAUUUCAUACUAUGUAGAGAAUUCCUUCAAAAUCCCAAAUUUAUAUCUUAAUGAAAAGAAAGAUCAUUAGUCUCUUUUUUAUACACUGUUUCCUAAAAAGAGUGAACAUUUGAAAGAAAGCCCUGCAAACAAUAAAUGUUCAUUAAUUAUUUUCAUUUAUAAUCAUUCAGCCUCUUUUAAACUUACAACUUAAAAUAUAAGUAACUAUCUAUAAUAUAAUCUUCAACUGGUCAAAAGGGGGUCAGCAACUGAAGCAAAAAUUAUAUGAAUGGUCAAUUAAGUCACUAAGUAAAAAUGACUAAGUGAAGAAAAACACUAAUAAUAUACAGUCACACACUGUCAAUCAGCAAAAAAUAUGUCAUGGGUUGCAGAAUGAUUCUAUAUGGCAAUAUUUUGGGGGAGCAUUGUUACUUUCACAAAUUAUGUCUAGAAGCAUACCACAUAAAUAAGGCAGGAAGAUAACCUUUAUGAAACAAUGCAAACUCUGCUUGUUCUACUCAAAACAUAUUAUUAUUAUUUAAAUUUUAAAAAUACAUAUCAUUUUCUUGUUAGGGUACUAUAACUUUUUUAUCAUUAUGUGAAGAUGGCAAAAUAAAAUACAUUUUUAAAACUUGUUUUUAAACUCCAUCUUCAAAUAAAUUUUCUUCAGUCUCAAUUGUUCACAAAUGAUUCUUAAAUUGACUCUCAACUGUUAUUGUCUCCAAGAGCUUUUUUAUUAAACCACUGUGCUGUCUCUUUUAUUUCUCCCUGAACCUGCACAAAUUUCAAUAAUGUCAAGAACAAUUACAUUAACAUUAUAUUCCACCACUAUCUGAACAUGAAGUGUACAUGUGAAACAACUUUUAUUUAUAAUACAUACAGGAUUUCAAGUCAGUAAAAAUUUCUGUGAGUCAAGCCUACUAAAAAUAAUCACUAAUGUAAAUGUGAUAAACUAGGCCAUACAUUUAAAACAAUAAAUCUAGCAAAGCAAUAAUUCUAACACCAUGAAUCUAAUUUCACUACAUCUACUCAUCCUGGCACAAUGGAAAAUUUUACCUGAAAUAGCUAGAAUAAUUUUGAUUCUGAAUAAUAAAGAUGGUCCUGAUAUCUGGGUUGAAGAUUUGGUGAAACACAAUGAAGAGGACAAAACACAUACCAAGAGGUAAGUGAUGGAAAUGUGAUUUAGUAUUACUGGAUAAUCUGAAAGUAAUUGUUAAAACUAAGACUCAAAUUUUAGAAUAACAUUUGUGUUAUCAAAUGUAAUCAGUAAAGGUCAGCAUGGACAUUAGAUAGGUAAGAGCAAAUGUAUAUUUGUGAUAGUAAUAUGUAUGAGAUAAAUGAUAUAUAAAUACACAGAUAGUUUUGAUUAUCCCAAAGAGAGAAUAUUAAGAAUAAAAAUUAGUUCAAGAACUAUCACUGUUAAAAGUCAGAAAUAAUUUAAAACUAAAUGCAAAAUGAUAUUUUCAAGGUUGAAUUUGAAAUAGCCCCCAAAUUAUAAACCCCCAAAUUUUGCUUCAUCUAUAUAAGUAAAUUACAUUAAUUCAUACACAUCUAGUAAAAAAUCCCAAAAUCAAGAAAUGAAUUGUAAUUUUACAUAUACUCCAUUUGUUCUUCCUGCUUUACAUAAAUAUUUGCUUUUAAUUACAGAUGGAUAAAUAUAGUAUCCUAAGCAGUCUGAUAAGAACAUGAUGAAAAGUUGGUCUCUGUUGUCAUUCUGCUCUGCCAUAAGGCAAUUAUCAAGGAGGAAUAUCCACCACAGUGGGGAGCCAGGAAGUGGAUUUUUUUUAGUCCUCUACAGCUGGUCUUGACCUAGGCACUUGUAAUGCUCAUUAUCUCUUGGUCUUGCUUCAUAUUCAUUUAUUAAAAAAGGAAAUUAUUGCCUUGAGAUAAGAGCCAAGCAGCUCAUAUUAGGUCAGACUAUACUUACACCUUUAUCUAGAAAUCUAGAUAAAGACAUUAAAUAUCUCCACAUGCUAUCUGGAGAAAAACUUGAGAUCCUUGUGAUAUCAACAUUUUUUUUUCAUCUUCGGAUUUGAUGGAAUGUUAAGUUCAGUGUAUGAGACAUUCUUCAAAACUCCUUGCCAGCUUCUUCUUUAACAAACUUCAGAUCUGAAUUCUUCAACCUAUACUAUAUUUACAAAAGGGUAUUCCAGAAUGACCCUUUGUAUACUUACUUCAUCAUUUUGUGGAAGAACAAUGUAAGGCUUGAAUUGUAACAUUUACUGACUCUUCCCUGCCUUUAACUCCACUUAUGAUAUAAAAUGUGUGAGUUUGAUAUGGUGUUUUGGUAAUACCAUAAAACAAUUGGAAAAAGAAUCUUCUACCAGAUAACCCUUUAUGUAAUAGAAAACAGGUAGUUUAAGGUCACUUCUUGUUAACUUAUCUGAUAGUUUCCAGAUAAACUAAGUGCAUGCCUUCUUGCAGCUGAGAAUAUAAAUAUCAUUUUCCAUAAUUAAAACAUGGUUUUGUUGUCCUACAAUUUCACUGAGGACAGACUUCAUACAUCUGAUUGUCUUCUGUAAUUGCCACCAUAGGAUUAUAUAUUUAAUUAUUUCCAGAAACACUGACUUGAUAACAAUCACUUUAAUAUAGAAUUAUAACAACUAACACUGAAUGCUUACUUUUCCAAGUAAUUGACACACAUUAAUUAUUGAAGUGAGUACUAUUGUUUUCCCCUUAAAAAGAUAAAGAAACGGAUGCAGAAAGUAAUUAUAUAACAUAAAGCUAGUAAAUUGUGGAACAAGGAUUCAAAAUCAAGUGAUGGGUAUACUGACAAACUGACCCCUACUAACUGUGCAUUAAAUGCCCCCUGUUAGAUCCCAACCUUGAAUUUUAAAGUUUAUUCAUUUAAGGCAAUAACUUAAGACAUCAUAAAUAUAAUGGUUAGAGUUUACAGUAUACCUAAUAUAUUCUUCGUAGAAAGUAAGAAUUUUUAAGUCCCUGUCCCCAAGAGGCUUUCAAUCUUCACAGAGAGAAAAGACAUCCACAAAAACAAAAAUUCUAAUAGACACAUUUAAUACCUGUAAACAGCAAUUAUGAGAAAAUAAAAUCAAAUUUCCUAGGGAGUUGAGGAUAUCUCAGGGCAAAAAUGGGAACAGAGAUAGAACUUGAGACUGGCAGUAUUUAGAUCACAAAAUCAAGAUGAAAGGGUAAUGAAGAAGGAAAAGGAAGAAUAUAUUUUCACUUAUGAACAUCUGUUAUUCUGAUAGUAUUUGUCAGACCCAUGCUUCUCUGGAAGAAAAAUAUCAGGCUUAAUUUUUGUCUUGUUUCCCUAAAAUUCCAAAGAUAAUUUUUUUUUCUGGCUGUAGCAAAUCUUUUAGCUUUUUAUAUAGGUAAAAUAUUUUCUGCAUUUUUCAAACUUUGUUUUUCUUAUUAAUCUUAUUUUAUCCAUUGUGUUUUGUCUUUUUUUACAAGGUUGGGAAGCAAACAAUAUUGAUUCUUUGUGGAAAAUGUUGUAAACCAGUUUUAAUAAAAUGAUCAUAACCCAUUUUAAAGAUUGAUCCAGGCAGCCCGAUUAAUUUAAAAUAAUUAUGUGAAUUAAACAACUUCUUAGAAGCUAAUUACAGUCAAAGGAUGUUUGGUAUCAAGUAAAAGCAUGUUACUGAAACUAUUUGGUGUCAUAUUUAACACAUGGCCUUUAGCUUUUUAUUUUUUCAACCUUUUAUUCUUGAGGUAAGUAUUGGUGAAUACUAAUCAGAAUUUUAUUCUAAUGUUUAAAAACAAAAGUUAUUUUUGAUUGAUACAUCUUACAAAUAAACUAAAAUAUUACAUGAUUAAAGACCAUGAUCAAACUGUGUAGGUAACAGAAAAAAGACCAGCAUUGGAACUCACAUGUAUUUUAAUUAGACUAAACAUAUCAAUAUUUAACAAUAUGUAGAAUCAUUUUUGCCUUAAAAUUACAGAUAAUUGUCUAUAAAGCUAUUAUUUGAAAAGCACAUUCAAAUAGAUUCACAAGUAUUAAUUUAGUGUCCUUUUUCUUUUAUAU
Molecule: messenger RNA, 11677 nt
Organism: Marmota monax (woodchuck)
Lineage: Eukaryota; Metazoa; Chordata; Mammalia; Rodentia; Sciuridae
Gene: Lrrtm3
Product: leucine rich repeat transmembrane neuronal 3
Exons: 3
Coding region: 565-2310 (581 amino acids)
Cellular component (GO): plasma membrane
Molecular function (GO): protein binding
Source: RefSeq, a predicted model, not a curated record